AUGUAUUUCCGGAUAGAGACCACUUCGGACGCAUAUUCUAUAACCAAGCAAGAAGUAUGUGUGGAAUACAUAGCUUUGAAACAUAGGCUCACUGUAGUAGUGAGCGCCCAAGGUAUCGCGCAGAUCUCGGUGGUGAUGGGCCCUUGCACAGCCGGCGGUGCUUAUGUGCCUGCGAUGUCUGAUGAAUCGAUCAUCGUCGAGAAACAGGGUACUAUCUUUCUAGCAGGCCCACCAUUGGUGAAAGCUGCUACGGGAGAAGAAGUCUCGGCAGAAGCUCUGGGAGGCGGAAAGCUGCACAGCGAAAUAUCUGGCGUUACUGACUACCUAGCGGUUGACGAUGCGCAUGCUUUGGUGUUGGCUAGGCGCUCAAUCAGCAACUUAAACUCAACCAGCCCUACCUUCAAGUCCACUGAAAUCAAGGAGCCUUUAUAUGAUCCGGAAGAGCUCGCAGGCGUCGCCGGUACCAAUCUCAGGAAGCAUAUUUCAGCUCAUGAGAUCAUUGCUCGUAUUGUUGAUGGUAGUGAGUUCUCAGAGUUCAAAAAGGAUUAUGGGACAGCCCUCGUCACAGGGUUUGCGCGAAUCUUUGGACAUCAAGUGGGUAUUGUAGCAAAUAAUGGCAUCCUCUUCUCCGAGUCAGCACUCAAGGGCGCUCAUUUUAUCCAACUAUGCGCACAGCGAGACGUACCGCUAGUCUUCCUCCAGAACAUCAGUGGCUUUAUGGUUGGUGCAGAUGCCGAAAAAGGUGGCAUUGCCAAAAAUGGAGCAAAAUUGGUGACCGCUGUGGCAUGUGCUGAUGUGCCCAAGUUCACGGUCGUCUUUGGUGCCAGCGCUGGAGCAGAAAUCACCCAGAAAGAGCGGACUGGACAAGAAAUGAAUCAGAUAGAUGCUGUUACUAAUUUGACAACCAGCGGACGAGCUUACUCUCCCCGAUUCCUUUGGAUGUGGCCUAAUGCAAAGAUCGGUGUCAUGGGCUCGAGCCAACUCUCGGCUGUCAUGGAGACCGUGGGCAAAUCCGUGGAUCCAGAACUCAAGGACCGCAUAGAACGUGAAAGCGACGCCGUUUUUUCUUCCGCGAGGCUCUGGGAUGACGGAGUGAUUCCACCGGCACAUACAAGAAGAGUGCUUGGACUCGGCUUGAGAGCUGCUCUGAGUGGUAAAAGGCCAGAGGAAAAAGCGACAAAGUUUGGUAUCUUCAGGAUGUGA
Messenger RNA from Bacidia gigantensis, 1203 nucleotides. RefSeq lists its product as uncharacterized. Gene Ontology annotation, cellular component: methylcrotonoyl-CoA carboxylase complex; mitochondrion. Gene Ontology annotation, biological process: L-leucine catabolic process. Lineage: Eukaryota; Fungi; Ascomycota; Lecanoromycetes; Lecanorales; Ramalinaceae. The transcript has 3 exons. Bases 1 to 1203 code for a protein of 400 amino acids. The record is from RefSeq and is a predicted model, not a curated record. Gene Ontology annotation, molecular function: methylcrotonoyl-CoA carboxylase activity.